Micropterus dolomieu (smallmouth bass) is the source of this 1766-nucleotide messenger RNA. RefSeq names its product solute carrier family 22 member 6. The coding region runs from base 1 to 1557 and encodes 518 amino acids. Gene Ontology annotation, biological process: transmembrane transport. The record is from RefSeq and is a predicted model, not a curated record. Lineage: Eukaryota; Metazoa; Chordata; Actinopteri; Centrarchiformes; Centrarchidae. Gene Ontology annotation, molecular function: transmembrane transporter activity. The transcript is spliced from 10 exons.
AUGUCUCCGCUGCAGCUGUCCGUCUACUGGCGCCUCUCUCUCGUCUUCUUCUUCAACGCCUUCCUCUUCUUCCUCGACAUUUUCACGGCCGCCGUCGUCGCGACCGUUUGUCACCACGGCAACGGCACCAACGGCUCGGACCCGCCGCUGCACGGAACGCCGGAGAGCAGCCAAUCACGGUCCGGGGAAAGUUCGGAGCGCGAAGCCGAUUGGACGGCGCUGAGCGGGAACCAAGAUUCAGUGUGUGGUUGGACAGACUGGCUGUCCUACGGUCAGACUCUCUUCAUGGUCGGCCUGCUGCUGGGAUCUCUGUUCGGAGGAGCCAUAUCCGACCGGUACGGGAAGCGCCCGGUGCUGCUGGUGUGCGUGUGCAUGCAAGCUGUGUGUGGCCUCGUGCCCGCCGUCCUUCCUCAGGCGCUCGUCUUCCUCGCUGUCCGCUGCCUGACGGGCGUCUGCUGCUGCUGCAUCAACAUCUGCUCCUUCAGUCUGGCUGUGGAGUGGACCCUCCCUGCUGCUCGGCUCUGGCCGCCGGCCUUCCUGCCGUUCUGCUUCAGUCUGGGGACGAUGGGUGGAGCGCCGCUGGCCUGGCUCAGCCCCACCUGGAUACAACUGCACCUGGCGCUGUCGCUGCCUCAGCUCAUCUGCCUGCCGCUCUACUUCUCAAUCCCAGAGUCUCCUCGCUGGCUGUCGUUAAAAAGGAGGACAGACGUUCUGGACCGUUACAGCAGCAACAGCCCGGCAGACAAAGAGUGUCUGGACCUGCUGUUGGACUGUACCUGGUCCGACCUACAGAAAGCCACUGAGGCCCCGAAGGAGGGGCCUCUGGGAAGCCACGCCCCCAGUGACAUCAUCCACCUCAAACACCCGACGGUCUUGCUGCGGCUGUUCAUCAUGAGUUACCUGAGUGCAGCGUCAGCGUUGACAUACUUUGGCAUCUGUAUGAACAUCGGCUCGUUUGGCGUUGGCGUCUACUCCGCCCAGUUCUUCUCCGGCCUAUCAGAGGCUCCGUGCCUGCUCGUCCCAUUGGUUCGCCUGGGGCGCCGGCCAAUCAGCAUGCUUGCUCUGUUCCUGAGUGGAGCGGCCUGCUUCCUGUCGUUACUGCUGUCCAGAUACAACGCUGAGCCUGUGCUGGUGAUGAGUCUGGCUUUGCUGGGAAAACUCUGCAUCCUGGCAGCCAUCUUCAUCUCCAUACUGUACAGCAUCGAGCUGUUCCCCACAGUAGUCAGACAGCGCUGCGUGUCCCUGGUCAACCUGUGUUUCCGGGUCGGAUGUCUGGUCAACUCCCUCGUCCCCCCCAAUCCAAAUGGAGCGAUCUCACUGGCUGCCAUGGUUGUGUACAGCAGUGGACCAAUUGUAGGCUGCGGCCUGUGCCUGCUGCUGCCGGAGACCAGCGGCGUCCCACUUCCUGAUUCGGUGGAGGACUGUGAUGCCCAGCCUCGGCCCCGCCCACCCAGCAUGGGUGCCCUCUGGAGGACAAGGAAGCUGGUGAGCAGCCAAAGCAAGAAUACGGAGACGGUCCCUGCAGAGAAAGACGACGCACACACAGGACUGAUAUGAACACACACACACACACACACACAGAGUGUUAGUUUAAUGAACUUCUUUCACUUCUGUUUAGUUCUGAUUUCAAAUUAAAGACCAAAACAAAAAGAAAGUGAGGGAGCACGAAGCGAUCUCUGAGUUCAGAAGGCGAAUGUUUCUUAAUGUGUUGUUUUUAUUCUCAUGUUGUUGUUUUUGUCACUGAAAAUAAACUUAACUGAAACACA